Molecule: messenger RNA, 784 nt
Organism: Cyprinodon tularosa
Lineage: Eukaryota; Metazoa; Chordata; Actinopteri; Cyprinodontiformes; Cyprinodontidae
Product: rano class II histocompatibility antigen, A beta chain-like
Exons: 6
Coding region: 119-484 (121 amino acids)
Biological process (GO): peptide antigen assembly with MHC class II protein complex; immunoglobulin production involved in immunoglobulin-mediated immune response; antigen processing and presentation of exogenous peptide antigen via MHC class II
Cellular component (GO): MHC class II protein complex
Molecular function (GO): MHC class II protein complex binding
Source: RefSeq, a predicted model, not a curated record
GAGGGACACCUACUGCCUGCACAACGUUGGUAUCGACUACCAGGCUGCUCUGACUAAAUCAGUGGAACCAACAGUCAGACUGUACUCCAGAGCUCCCCCUGGUGGCAGCCAUCCCUCCAUGCUGGUCUGCAGAGUUUAUGACUUCUACCCUAAAACCAUCAAGGUGAGCUGGCUGAGAGACGGACAGGAGAUCACCUCUGGAGUCACCUCCACUGAGGAGCUGCCAGAUGGAGACUGGUACUACCAGAUCCACUCCAACCUGGAGUACCAGCCCAGGUCUGGAGAGAAGAUCUCCUGUAGGGUGGAACACGCCAGCCUGAAGGAACCUCUGAUCACUGACUGGGAUCCGUCCAUGCCAGAGUCAGAGAGGAACCAGCUGGCCAUCGGAGCUUCAGGACUGAUCCUGGGUCUGGUUCUGUCUCUGGCUGGAUUCAUCUACUACAAGAGGAAGGCCAGAGGACGGAUCCUGGUUCCUACCAACUGAUCCUGGAUGGUGGUUCUGAUCCGGUCUAUCAUGUGAUUCUGGUUCCUACCCACUGAUCCUGGAUGGUGGUUCUGAUCCGGUCCAUCAUGUGAUUCUGGUUCCUUCCCACUGAUCCUGGAUGGUGGUUCUGAUCCGGUCCAUCAUGUGAUUCUGGUUCCUACCCACUGAUCCUGGAUGGUGGUUCUGAUCCGGUCUAUCAUGUUAUUCUGGUUCUACCCACUGAUCCUGGAUGGUGGUUCUGAUCCGGUCCAUCAUGUGAUUCUGGUUCCUACCCACUGAUCCUGGAUGGUGGUUCUGAUC